AUGGACGUAGAUGUGGAGGAUAAAGGCUUACUCCAAGCACCCUGUUAUAACUCCCUUGGACUCCUGGCCUUUAUCGAAUGGUUUGGAUCACUGGCGUGGCCUGUGCGCCCCUACCAAGUUGCCAUUUGCUUCUCGCUCGCCUAUGCAUCCGACGCAUACUUUAAAGUGCCAUACCUGGAGGAAGUCAAAGAAAGGCUUACUUAUCUUAAUGAAUGGUGGAUUCCAUCUUCACUUGGCGAACGCUUUGCACGUCGUGUUGAAUUGCUUGAGUUUGGUUUAUUAUAUCUCGCACUGUUCACAUGGAUACGCCGAGGUUUUCUCCGUUGGGUACUUUCCUACACGCGAUGGAUUUACUAUUCGGAUCCAUCACAAGACAUCUCCUUUUGGGGGAAGUGCUGGAGGUACGGUCUGUGGCUUGGCGCUGGAAGUUCGCCAUCAACAUUCGACACGGAGACGAUCCUUCCGUCGCUCCCACUGCCCAGCGUCGAUUUGACCAUCAAAAGAGUGAUGGGCAGCCUUGCUCCAUAUCUUGGCACCGACUCUGCCAGAUACCAGGAGAUUGAAGUCGGCAUCAAGAAAUGGGCGAAAGAACAAGGCAGCGGUUGUCAGCGUCGACUGAGAGUAAAAAAGUGGUUUUCGGGGAACUACGCAACUGCCUGGUGGGAAUCCUACACAUUUCUGUGCCACAGAGAGUCCGACUUCACGAGUCCAACCUUCUACGCAUUUCAGAAAUCAAGUUCGCAAUUUACUCAAAACUCGCUUGCUCGGGCCGCAGUUCUUCUCUACCUCUACGGCAACCUCCGUACCUUGCUUAAAGCAGGCAAAGUCAAAACUCAGACCUUCCAAGGCCGAGUGCCAAUGUGCAUGACCCAAUGGCGUCGUCUCUUUUCAACCACUAGAAUUGCAAAUGAAGAUCACGACGAAUUGUGGACCUAUCCUCCCUCAUUCAGCAAGCACAUAGUCGUCGUGCACAACGAACACUACUACAAGGUCCCGCUGUUUACCAAGUGGCGCCGAAUUGUCUCGCCAGAUCUACUGCAAAAGAUGCUGCAUUUCAUCGUGGAAGAUUCAUCAAAGAAAUCUGAGUGCGAACAACAGCCUCAGUACUCACCAGCCCUCCUGACAGCUCUCAAUCGAGACGAGUGGCACGAGUGUCGAUCGGAUUUUCUCACCUCUGGAGCCAACAAAGUUCAUUUGGCCACCGACUCUGCGCAGAGCGUUGACAGUUUUCGUGGAAAACUGUGGCUCGACAAGUGCAUCAAUUUUGUCGUGCUGAAAGAGGCCACCGUGGGCAUCCACGUUAAUUGGGCUUGCAUGGACCCCGCGGUGUUCGGGACAGUUCUCGAACGCCUUCGCGUCGCGGAAACGGCAUCCAUGUAUGACUCUGAAACCGGUGAUGCUGUCGCCAUCCACGACGCUGACCACUCGUGUGACGAGCCAAUCGCACUUAACUGGCAGUGUGUCGAUGAAAUGACGGAGAUUUACGCAGGUGCUCAGAAGGUGUGUCUAAGGACAGUAAAUGCAGUGAAUUCGUGCGUCCUCUACUUCACGGAGUACGGUCGUGCGACAGUGAAGUUUAAGUGGGACCUGAGCACCGACGGGUUCAUUCAGACGGCCCUUCACACCGCCUUUUACCGAAUGUCGAGGAAGCUGGCUUUGUGCGCUGAAAUCGUGCCCUGUCGACUCUUCAGCAACGGCCGCAAUGAAACGCUUCGUUCUCUCACCACUGAGGUGGCCAACUUUGUGAGGGCGUUUAACAAGUACAUGUCAGCCAAAGUGAAGAACGGUGGGGGAACGACAGAUCCAUCGGAAGUUGACAAGUGUGUGACGCUACUGAGGACUGCUUGCCAACGCCACCAGUGUCUCCUUCGGCACGCUUUGACUGGGAAAGGCGUCGACAGACACCUCCUUGCCCUCAAAAUCGCCCACCAAUUCAGAACUAGUGUGCGAUGCGAAGAGCUGGACAGGGUAAUUCAAAUGCCGUUCGACCUUGUGACCUGUCGCAUUCCCAAUUCGUCGUCUGAGGGUGCAUGGCAGAUUGGUUUGCCGGCUCCGGUACACAAAGGUGGCCUUAGCAUUACCUACGCGUGUCGAUCAGACCCGGAGGCGAUGGAUUUCAUCGUGAGUGGAGCUGGAAGUCGAGCCUCUAAGUUUGUACAGACCCUCAAUCAAACCCUCCGCGAUUUGCAGGACCUUCUGCAAAUUCACCCAAUCACAUUUUGA
Mesocestoides corti is the source of this 2223-nucleotide messenger RNA. The record is from the annotation of a GenBank genome assembly. Lineage: Eukaryota; Metazoa; Platyhelminthes; Cestoda; Cyclophyllidea; Mesocestoididae.